Candidula unifasciata is the source of this 444-nucleotide messenger RNA. NCBI's taxonomy places the organism in Eukaryota, Metazoa, Mollusca, Gastropoda, Stylommatophora, Geomitridae. The record is from the annotation of a GenBank genome assembly.
AUGCCCUCAAAUCCUGAAGAUAUCAUGAAGGGAUUCAAACUUAACUGGAUGAAUCUCCGUGAUGCUGACAGCGGCAAGAUUUUGUGGCAGUCAAGUGAUGAUUUGUCAGUGCCAGAAAAAGAACAUGAAGCUCGAGUUCCAAAGAAAAUUUUAAAAUGCAGAGCUGUGUCCAGGGAGAUCAACUUCUCAUCUAAAGAACCAAUGGACAAGUUCAGACUGGAACAGCGGGUCUUUUUUAAAGGAAAAUGUUUAGAAGAAUGGUUCUUUGAAUUUGGAUUUGUUAUUCCUGGCUCCACAAACACCUGGCAGUCAGUUAUUGAAGCAGCCCCAGAGAGCCAAAUGAUGCCUGCAAAUGUUCUCAAUGGCAACGUGGUUAUAGAGACACGUUUCUUUGAUGGAGAUACAGUGGUCAGUGUGUCCAAGGUUCGCAUCUUCUACAUCUGA